Suillus fuscotomentosus is the source of this 687-nucleotide messenger RNA. RefSeq lists its product as uncharacterized. The transcript is spliced from 4 exons. The record is from RefSeq and is a predicted model, not a curated record. Bases 1 to 687 code for a protein of 228 amino acids. NCBI's taxonomy places the organism in Eukaryota, Fungi, Basidiomycota, Agaricomycetes, Boletales, Suillaceae.
AUGCACUCUUACCUCCAAGGCGUCCACCCUCUCAUUGGCCCUGCCAAAUGGGGUCAGGAUUCUCAGAUCGCAAUGCCGUGGAAGCAUUCUGUUUGUUACCAUCCUCGGCAGUGCGACAAGUGCACCAAAUUGGACAUACCCUGCAUUGUCCUUCCGGACAAAAAGUUCAGAUACACUCGACUCGCAUGCGCAAACUGCGAUCACAUGAAGAUCACCUGUGCCAUCGACGGUGUCGGCAUCAGGCAGAGAAUGCAAGCGAAGGUGGCCGCGGCAACAUCAAAGCUGGCCAGAAACUCCGGAACGCGCAUGAAGACGUCCCAUGUGAUCUCCAAGACCCCGGGUAAGAGAUCACUUGCCAAACCCCCUCGGGUUGAGCUCAACGAAAUUGAAGAGAAGAAGCAACAGCCGUGUCCGCCGGUCGGUGCACCCAUGCGCACAGUCCCAACCGUUGGCACAAGCUGUCGGCCAGCACAGGACAAUCAGCCUGCGCCAGAAAACCGCACCGAUCCCGAGCCAACUGCAAGAGACAUCUUGCAGAGCAUCCACGACCUCGGCAGGAGAUUGGAUCUCCUGGCCACCAAUGAGAGGGUGGACGCCUUGGAGGUAAGAGUGCAUUCGGUGGAGAAUAUCCUCCACCAGCGGUUAGAUGCACUGGAGCAAAGGCUCAACGCCUCAGAUGCCCAGUAG